CCUAUGCAGCCUAUAUGACCCCUCCAGUCUCAGGGUUCUGGAGACAAGUGGCAAGUUUAGAGCAGUUUUCGACUGAGCUCUGGACAUAGAACUUCAGCCAUGAAGAUAGCAAGCAUCUUUCUUCUCAGUGCCUUGGCCCUGUUGAGUUCAUCUGGUAACACUAAUGCUAACUUCCUGGGAAGAGAGGCUAAAUGUAGCAAUGAAGUGAGUGGAUGUUCCAAGAUUUAUAACCCUGUCUGUGGGACUGAUGGAGUUACUUAUUCUAAUGAAUGCAUGUUAUGUAUUGAAAAUACGAAGCGCCAGGUUCCUGUCCUCAUUCAAAAAUCUGGGCCUUGCUGAGAAUUAAGGUUCUGAAAUCCCGUCAGAAUACUAUGACGUGUCGCUGGCCUGAUUGUUGAAUAAAUAAUUCCUGUUGCAUCUAAAUACUU
Molecule: messenger RNA, 428 nt
Organism: Vicugna pacos (alpaca)
Lineage: Eukaryota; Metazoa; Chordata; Mammalia; Artiodactyla; Camelidae
Gene: SPINK1
Product: serine peptidase inhibitor Kazal type 1
Molecular function (GO): protein binding; serine-type endopeptidase inhibitor activity
Source: RefSeq, a predicted model, not a curated record